Drosophila takahashii is the source of this 2209-nucleotide messenger RNA. RefSeq names its product carcinine transporter. Gene Ontology annotation, molecular function: transmembrane transporter activity. Gene Ontology annotation, biological process: transmembrane transport. The record is from RefSeq and is a predicted model, not a curated record. Gene Ontology annotation, cellular component: membrane. Lineage: Eukaryota; Metazoa; Arthropoda; Insecta; Diptera; Drosophilidae.
UUUCAGAAAACGUAUUAAAAGUAGUCAAGUUAUUGUGCUCAAACUUAAAAAUAGUGAUUUUAACGACGGAUUGGCGCCAACUGGCGUGGCCAAAAGUGUCUGGUUAGAACUCGAGCAAUCUCCACAUCAGAUCUUCGUUCUGCGAACCAGAUGCCAUAAAGAUUACUCUGCUUAUCGGCCCUACGACUGACUGGGGACUACGGCACAGCCACUUGGAGUACGGGUAGUACAAAAUGAGAGACAAGAAGGAACAGGCGAACAGCCGUAAGGCCUCCCAGGUCUCGGGACAUUUCUCCCAGAUGGACGUUGACGAUUCGGAGUUCAACGAUCCCUUCCAGGCGCUGAUGGAGAAGGCCGGCAACCAUGGCCGCUAUCAAACCCUUUACAAUUUCCUGUUUGUCGGCGGCCUGGCCUUUAGCGGUGCCAUGAUCUACAUGAAUAUCAUCCUGGCUCUCAACAUACCCGAUCACUGGUGCACCGUCCCGGGUAGGGAGAACACCAACUUUACGCUGGAGGAAUGGCGAGACAUCGUCCUGCCUAAACAGGCCGACAACCGAGGCAGGGAGACGUUUAGCAACUGUGAGAUGUACCAGGCGAACUUUUCAGAGAUCACGGACUGGUCUGCUUGGAGUAGCAGCAACCGCACAAAAACAACCUGCCAGAACGGCUGGAGCUACGACAAGACCUGGUACGAGAGCACCAUCCCCACGGACCACCACUGGGUGUGCGCCAAGGAUUUGUUCGUGACAAAUGUGUUCGUGGUGGGUCGUGUGACGGAGGUGGCCGGCUCAUUUAUAUUGGGACAAAUGGGCGACUCCUAUGGUCGCAGGUUCGUGUACUACAUCAGCGUGGUCUUCUGCUCCCUGGGACGCCUGGGGUCCAUCAUGUGCACCAGCUCGUACACGUGGUUCCUCAUCAUGUCCGGCAUCGUGGGCCUCACCGUGAACAGCCUCUUCCAAUCGCCCCAAAUUAUCGGCAUGGAGAUCUCGCGGGAGGAGGACCGCAGUCGAAUUGCCUUCUUCCAGAGCUGCGGCUGGUCCAUCGGCACCACCCUGAUGCCCCUGCUGUACUGGUGGCUGCGCCACUGGGACUCCUUCAUGUGGCUCACCUCGAUACCCACAGCGAUGGUCCUGCUCUUUUCCAAAUACGUAAUCGAAUCGCCCCGCUGGUUGAUUAGCAAGCAGCGCUUCCGCGAGGCCAUUGUGCAACUGCAGAAGAUAGCCAAAAUUAACGGCCAUCGCUUCGACAUGACCGAGAAGGAAUUGGCCGAGAUCUACAGUCGGGACAAGCAGGACGUCACCUACGGCAUCGCAUCGCUCUUUGCUGGCUGGCGGCUGGCCCGCAACACCAUCAUCAUGGGCUUCAGUUGGUGCGUGGUGGCCGUCUCCUAUUUCACGCUGGUGCUCUUCAGCUCCCGCAUGGCGGGCAAUCCGUUCCUGAACUUUUUGUACCAGAGCAUAGUGGAGAUCCCCGCCUACGUGGUGGGCCGUCAUAUGGGCGAUACGUAUGGGAGGCGCUUCACCAACUCGGUAUCGUUCCUCAUCUCGUUCGUCACCUGUCUGCCCAUCAUUGUGUACGCGACGGACGAGCGGUACGAGAGCCUGAUGAUCUACCUGGCCACGUUCAUCAAGUUCCUCAACGCCCUCACCUUCUUCACGGUGAACCUGCAGUGCCUGGAGAUCUAUCCCACGUGCAUGCGGCAGACGGGCGUGGCCCUGGGCACCAUCCUGGCCAACGCCAUCGGAGUGCUGGCCCCGUACCUGGUCUACCUGGGCACCACCGUGGACAUCCGGGCGCCGUACUACAUCCUGGGCGUCCUCUUCCUGCUGGGCGGCAUCGGGGCGCUCUUCCUGCCGGAGACCCUGCACAAAAAGCUGCCGGACACCAUGGAGGAGGCGGGACACUUUGGCAAACACGAUAAAUUCUUCAGUCUGCCGAAACCGCCGCCGGCGGCGGAGAAGGACGACAGGCUGUCAUCCCAUCCGGAGUUAACCAGGCUCAGACGCUCGGAGACGGCGCCCUGAAAUCCUUGAAACUCCCGAAUCCCUGAAUCCUCGAGACCUGCGAACGGCGAACUGCUGCUUCUUCGAAGGAUUGCCUUCCCGGCAAUCGAUUCACGUUGCCAUUCCCGUACCCGUUCCCUUGUGAUGUUACGUUAAGUUUGGCCCCAAGUAUUGCGAAUAAAGUAUUGUUAUGUAGGCAGCCGUAA